AUGCCGCGCGAGAUUGUGACAGUCCAGCUGGGCCAGUGCGGCAACCAGAUGGGUUCCGUAUACUGGCAGAAGCUUUGUGCUGAGCACGGCAUCAACAAGGAGGGUAUCCUCGAGGAGUGGGCAACAGAAGGUGGCGAUCGCAAAGAUGUGUUCUUCUACCAGGCCGACGAUGAACACUACAUUCCUCGCGCCAUUCUCGUCGAUCUUGAACCUCGGGUUAUCAACGGCAUCCUGACAUCACCAUACGCCAACUUGUAUAACCCAGAGAACAUAUUUGUCUCCAAAGAUGGUGGAGGUGCGGGAAACAAUUGGGCGCAAGGCUAUUCUGCAGGGGAGCGGAUAUACGAGGAGGUCAUGGAAAUGGUGGACAGGGAAGCAGAGGGCAGUGACUCUUUGGAGGGCUUCAUGCUCAUGCACUCAAUAGCAGGCGGGACCGGAUCAGGACUAGGGUCCUUCCUGCUUGAGCGACUGAAUGACAAGUUCCCCAAGAAGCUCAUCCAAACAUAUUCCGUCUUUCCCAAUGCUCAGGAUAGCGAGGUCGUCGUGCAGCCUUACAACGCAAUGCUCACGCUGAAGCGACUCACGAAUCACGCCGACUCCGUAGUUGUCCUAGACAACGGCGCGCUAACGCGCAUUUCGGCGGACAGGCUGCACGUUCAAACACCAAGUUUCGAUCAAACAAAUCAGCUCGCUUCGACCGUCAUUGCGGCCAGUACCCAGACCCUGCGAUACCCGGGCUACAUGAACAACGACCUCGUUGGGAUUAUCGCCUCGCUUAUACCUACUCCUCGAUGUCAUUUCCUCAUGACGUCCUACACACCGUUCACCAGCGACCAGAUCGACAAGGCCAAACCGAUCCGCCGCACGACGGUGCUCGACGUAAUGCGGCGCCUGCUGCAGCCCAAGAACUGCCUGGUUUCAACCUCUCCGAGCAAGACCGCAUGCUAUAUCUCCAUCCUGAAUAUCAUCCAGGGUGACGUCGACCCGACAGACGUCCACCAAUCGCUCUUGCGCAUUCGCGAGCGGCAGCUUGCCAACUUCAUCCCAUGGGGUCCUGCAUCCAUCCAGGUUGCGCUCACGCGCAGGUCACCAUAUGUGCAGACGAACCACCGCGUCAGCGGGCUCAUGCUCGCCAACCACACCAGUGUCGCCUCGCUGUUCAAGCGCAUGAUCGACCAGUUUGACCGCCUCAGGCGACGCAACGCAUUCGUGGAGCAGUACAAGAAGGAGAAGAUAUUCGAGAACGGCCUCGAGGAGUUCGAUGAUGCACGCGCGACCGCCGAAGAGCUGCUCAAAGAGUACAAAGCGUGCGAGAGCGCGGACUACAUCACAUACGGCGCUGGCGAGCCCGACGCUGCGGCGUGACCGGACCCCAGGCGCACGGUAUACGAUGCGAGCUGCUGCGCGGCGCAAGGUGUACUUCGAGAGGUGGGGCGGGGUGUGUCUGUAGUACCGGCGUGGGACCCGACUUCUUGUAUUCUAGCACACGAUACAGCGCACACGCUCC
Molecule: messenger RNA, 1507 nt
Organism: Trametes versicolor FP-101664 SS1
Lineage: Eukaryota; Fungi; Basidiomycota; Agaricomycetes; Polyporales; Polyporaceae
Product: gamma tubulin
Exons: 10
Coding region: 1-1365 (454 amino acids)
Biological process (GO): mitotic spindle organization; meiotic spindle organization; mitotic sister chromatid segregation
Cellular component (GO): centrosome; spindle; gamma-tubulin complex
Molecular function (GO): structural constituent of cytoskeleton; GTP binding
Source: RefSeq, a predicted model, not a curated record